AUGGCCGCUUGCACUCGAACCCUCUCCAAAACAUCAGCAUCAACCUUGCGCGCCUCGAGCCUGACGCAGGGUCUCGUCUCCCGUCGACCUUUCCACUCAUACGAUCAUCCCCCACCACCAGGACCAUUUGGCGAUGCUGAAAAGACCAUCCUCACUGCUGCUUAUAAGCAUGUCCCCGAGCUCGGUUUCUCCCAGAGGGCCCUUGGUCGCGGCGCAAGAGACGCUGGCUAUCUCGACAUCAGUGCGAGCGUCAUCCCCGACGGCGCUUUUGGCCUGAUUCGAUAUCAUCUUAUCACCCAACGCGAGGCUCUGGCAGCUCGUGGCAAGGAGCUUUUCCCCGAUAGCGACCAGCCAGGUGUUGCGGCGAGAGUGGAAGCAUUGACUUGGGAGCGACUUAUGGGUAACAAGGAGAUUCUGGGCCGUUGGCAGGAGGCAUUGGCCGUUAUGGCUCAGCCCAGCUACGUUCCCGAGUCUAUAAAAGAGCUCGCCAAGCUCUCGGAUGAAAUCUGGUUCCUUGCUGGCGACAGAGCCGUCGAUCCCUCAUGGUAUACCAAGCGUGCCACUCUAUCUAUGAUCUACAGCACAAGCGAGCUCUUCAUGACGAACGAUCGAUCCCCCGAUUUCGUUGAGACAAGACAGUUCCUUCAGCGCAGAUUAGGCGAGGUCAAGUCAGUCGGCGGCAUGGUUGGAUCGUUUGGUCAAUGGGCCGGAUACACACUCAGUGCUGGCGUGAACAUACUAAGAAGCAAGGGCGUCCGGGUCUAA
Fusarium coffeatum is the source of this 765-nucleotide messenger RNA. RefSeq lists its product as uncharacterized. Gene Ontology annotation, molecular function: lipid binding. NCBI's taxonomy places the organism in Eukaryota, Fungi, Ascomycota, Sordariomycetes, Hypocreales, Nectriaceae. The record is from RefSeq and is a predicted model, not a curated record. The transcript has 2 exons. Gene Ontology annotation, cellular component: mitochondrial inner membrane. Bases 1 to 765 code for a protein of 254 amino acids. Gene Ontology annotation, biological process: ubiquinone biosynthetic process.